Molecule: messenger RNA, 3238 nt
Organism: Drosophila persimilis
Lineage: Eukaryota; Metazoa; Arthropoda; Insecta; Diptera; Drosophilidae
Gene: nAChRalpha5
Product: neuronal acetylcholine receptor subunit alpha-7
Exons: 12
Coding region: 806-3238 (810 amino acids)
Biological process (GO): chemical synaptic transmission; signal transduction; nervous system process
Cellular component (GO): synapse; postsynaptic membrane; neuron projection
Molecular function (GO): acetylcholine-gated monoatomic cation-selective channel activity; transmembrane signaling receptor activity
Source: RefSeq, a predicted model, not a curated record
UCGCCUAGUUAUAUUGAUUGCAAAAUCAAACAGGAACACAGAAGAGCCACAAAUUUUGGGACACAGCACAGAGGAGCAACAGAGGAAUAAAAGCAGUAAACCAAAUGCUACGAAGCACUGCCAUAUACAAAUACAAAUACAACUGCAAGUGAUUGCACGGCGAGGACUACCAUUUGAAUCGCUCGUCAUUUAUAACUAAGGACAUACACAACUGUAGAAUAAGAAGCAAAUAAAGGAGAGGAAAUUUUACAAAAUCAGAGACUACAGACAAAUGAGACGGAAAAAGUAACAUUGGAAGAAUAGAAACGGAAACAGCAACAAAUUAGGAACUUGUUUUUAGAAAAAUUCACAAAAAACACGAACAGAUAUGAAAUAAUAAUAAACAAGACUCUCUGUCUACCACUUUUCCAGCCAAAGGAAAAGCAGAAGCACAAGCAAAAGCAAAAGCACGAAAACCGAAGCUGAAGUGUAAACUUUUAUUAUAGGCAAACAAAAGAAAAGAAAAGCAAAGAAAACGCUCUUAGGGUUGUAAAGGAAACGAGCAAACAAAAGGAGAGCCGUAAUAAAAUUGCAGUGGAUGGCAAACAAUAAAACGCAUACUCGCCAUAUUGAUAAAAGUGAAACGUUGAAAAUCUCAUAGUAUUAGGUAGUGUUAAGGACAACCAAAGCGAACAAAGUCGGGGAAAAUGUAAGCUGCAGCAGCUGGAUAAGGCAGAAAAAUCCUAAAAUUAAAUUAUUACAAUCUAGCAGAAGGCAGUGGAAGGCAGACACAUAUCCGCUGGCAACAACCAACACGAGAGAGACUAUGAAAAAUGCACAACUGAAGCUGAGUGACGUUGACGAUGACGAGCUGUGGCUGGCAGUUAGAUUAGCACAGUGCAGCAGCAGCAGCAGCAGCACCAGCAGCACCAGCAGCAGCAGUAGCAGUAGCAGCAUCAGCAGAAGCAGCAAGAACAACCAGCAACUUUCCCAACUGCAACUAAGGAGCUUAAGUACAAAACACUACAGCAAUAUUGCAGAGCAGCAGACGCGAGCAGCAGCACGGCAGCAGCAAAAUGUAGCCUGCAACGCGAGCAACAAUGGACAGCAACAGUCGCUAGGCAGCAACAUGUUGUCGCCACAGGCAGCAGCUGCAGCGCCAGCAGUGGCAGCAGCAUCAGGAGCAUCAACAAAAGAAACUGUUUCUAGCGGCAAUCAUGCAACAACCCAACAACAGACAAACAUAAGACUGUGCGCACGCAAGCGACAAAGGAUGCGUCGGCGACGAAAAAGAAAACCAGAAACAGCAGCAGCAGCGUCAGCAGCAGCAGUUGCAACGGAAUUCGAAACAGAAAUAGUAGAAACAUCUAGCAAUAUCAAUAUUAGCAACAAUCUAUGGCCGACAGAGACCUAUAUGCAGUACCGAAGCAGCAACAAUCCAUCAAUAAUACAGGACUUCUCGCCAGCAACAUUCAGCUGCCUGCUGCAAGUGUGGCUCAUGUCGCUGCAACAGAGAGCAGAAGUCCUGCUCAGAGGGAUCGUGACCAGCACCACCGCCAUCAUUUCCUACUUAAGCAGGAUUGCACCACUGUUGAGAAGAAGAGGCAGACAGGGCAGCAACCAAAGCACCAGCACCAGCAGCAGCAGUAGCAGCAGCCACAGCCACAGCAGCAGCACGCAAAUAAUUAACGGACUUAAUAAACACUCAUGGAUAUUUUUAUUGAUAUACUUGAAUUUAUCUGCUAAAGUUUGCCUAGCAGGAUAUCAUGAAAAGAGACUGUUACAUGAUCUUUUGGAUCCUUAUAAUACACUAGAACGUCCCGUUCUCAAUGAAUCGGACCCGUUACAAUUAAGCUUUGGUUUAACUUUAAUGCAAAUUAUUGAUGUGGACGAGAAAAAUCAAUUGCUUGUCACGAAUGUGUGGCUGAAACUGGAGUGGAACGACAUGAACCUCCGCUGGAACACCUCCGACUACGGGGGAGUGAAGGAUCUUCGCAUACCGCCGCAUCGCAUCUGGAAGCCGGACGUGCUGAUGUACAACAGCGCCGACGAGGGAUUCGACGGCACCUACCAGACUAAUGUCGUGGUGAGGAACAACGGGUCGUGUCUGUAUGUGCCGCCGGGAAUCUUUAAGUCGACAUGCAAGAUAGAUAUCACGUGGUUUCCCUUUGACGAUCAGCGUUGCGAGAUGAAGUUCGGCAGCUGGACCUAUGAUGGAUUUCAGCUGGAUUUACAAUUACAAGAUGAAACUGGCGGUGAUAUCAGCAGUUACGUGCUCAACGGCGAGUGGGAACUACUGGGUGUUCCAGGCAAGCGUAACGAGAUCUAUUACAACUGCUGCCCGGAACCGUAUAUAGAUAUAACCUUCGCCAUCAUCAUCCGCCGAAGAACGCUCUACUACUUCUUCAAUCUGAUUAUACCCUGUGUGCUGAUUGCUUCAAUGGCUCUGCUGGGAUUCACUCUGCCACCGGAUUCGGGUGAAAAAUUAUCGCUGGGUGUUACCAUCCUGCUCUCGCUGACCGUGUUUCUCAAUAUGGUUGCCGAGACAAUGCCGGCCACAUCCGACGCGGUGCCUCUGUUAGGUACAUAUUUCAAUUGCAUAAUGUUUAUGGUAGCUUCAUCCGUUGUGUCAACGAUUUUAAUAUUAAAUUAUCAUCAUCGAAAUGCUGAUACGCACGAAAUGUCCGAAUGGAUACGCAUCGUAUUUUUAUGCUGGUUGCCUUGGAUACUACGAAUGAGUCGCCCGGGACGACCACUGAUCCUGGAGUUCCCGACCACGCCCUGCUCGGACACGUCGUCUGAGCGCAAGCAUCAGAUACUCUCCGAUGUCGAGCUGAAAGAGCGCUCCUCGAAAUCGCUGCUGGCCAAUGUUCUGGACAUCGAUGAUGAUUUUCGCCACAAUUGUCGCCCCAUGACGCCAGGCGGAACACUGCCACACAACCCAGCCUUCUAUCGCACGGUUUAUGGACAAGGCGACGAUGGGAGCAUUGGGCCAAUUGGCAGCACUCGAAUGCCAGAUGCGGUCAGUCAUCACACGUGCAUCAAAUCAUCAACAGAAUAUGAAUUAGGUUUAAUCUUAAAGGAAAUUCGCUUUAUAACUGAUCAGCUACGUAAAGAUGACGAGUCAAAUGACAUUGCCAAUGAUUGGAAAUUUGCAGCUAUGGUCGUUGACAGACUGUGCCUUAUCAUAUUCACAAUGUUCACAAUAUUAGCCACAAUAGCUGUACUACUAUCAGCACCACAUAUUAUUGUCUCGUAG